GUGCUACGUCACACAAACAGGAAGUGAGCGACAUGAAACUUUACAGGCAAACACAACACACGCCUCCUUCAUUCACUGUCAUGCAAAGAAGCUAUGUAGCAGUUUUAUAUUAAUCAUGGUAAUUUAACGCAUCCGGUUGCCGUUUUUGCGACGAGUUAAGUCACCUGUACACAUCGAUUCGUUUGUUUUAUAUCUCAUCGUUGAUUUGAGAAGCCUCUGACAGGAACCACAGGUACCCUCAUCUGCACGUUUUCCACCUCUGUUGUCUUAAACUUCAUUUUAACACCCAUUACGAGUCGUUUUUCGUGUUUAUAAAUGAUUCACUCAGUUUAUUUCCAGAUUACAGGUUAGUAAGUGUUUUUCUGAGAGCCAUUGUAGUCAAGGUCAGACGUGCUUGUAUUGAUCCAUUCAGAUUGAGAUUACCUCAAUUAAACGUAUUAAGAUUAAAUCUCCUUGCUAGUAGAUAAAACAACAUCAGAGUUACAUUAAAGUUAUUGUAAUGUCAGAUUAAAUCAAGGUAUAAGAUCUCCUGGUUGUGCUCUACCUGCCUGUGUCCUGUGUUGCAGCUCACCUGUGCUCCCCUAAAUGCUGAGAUGCUUCACCAGUCAUUGUGGUCCAGAUUAGGAGCUCAGCUGCUUCUAAAAAGGAAACCGGUCUUCCACUGGGCCUCAGCCAGCCUUCCCCAGUUUGUUCAAUCACACAAAUGUGAAUCCAAAACCAGGACUCACUCAGAUUGGUCUUUCCCAUGGACCGUGUCAAGGACUUGUUCUUUUAGUACUCUUCACCAACAGCAGAAGUACAAAAGAGAUGUUAUCCCUACUUCACAGGGAUUUACAAGUCUUACUAGCACAUUUUUUAGUCAUCCAACUGUCUGGAGAGGUGGAAAGGUGCGUUUUUACUCUCAGGACAUAGUGAGGUCAAUGCUAAAACAGACUCUAAAACCAGCAAUAAUCCCGGGAAGAAAAGCUCCCAAAGGCCCAAGAACAAAACAACCGUCAAGAGCCAACCAACCUCCCCUGAGUGAGGACCAGGUGAUACCUCCACUUACUGAAUGGACAUUUUUCAUGUAAUGUUCUUGCUCUUGUGACAAAUUCAACCCUGUGUUUCUUUGUAGGACAUGAUGCAGUGUAUCGCCUAUGCCACAGCAGACCAGUAUCACUUGCCAACGCUUUGCCACGACUUGAUAAGCAGCGGCUUUCAAGAGGUCGAUUUACCCAGAGGUAUCUCAAAGAAUGCAACAAACUGAUAAUAAUGCAAUUCGGAACAACUUACACAAAUUCAUGACAGUCUUGUUUUGAUUUCAGACGCUUCAAAUGUUCUGGUGAUAAACACAAACAUGGCCUCUAAACCAGGUGAUGAGGCUGUGAUGUUCUUCUUCAGGUAAAGAUGAAGUUGCAUGUCUCAAAGGGUAUUUUCUUUGAUUUAUACUAACCAAUACAAGAGUAUGUAAAGCAGUGGUUCUCAACCGGUGGGUCCCGACCCAAAAGUGGGUCGCGGACAUGUUCUGGAUGGGUCGCAAACAGCUGGUCAAAAAGUAAAAAUUUAGCAUCUGAUGUUUGACAUGUCUUUUAUUUUGAAAAAUAGCUUAUUUUGAAAGGCACGCGUUACGUCGCGUACCUCCUCGGUUUUUUAUUAAUGUGGCCUGAAUGCAGUAAAAAUAAAUGUUUGUUUUUUUUUUUAAUUUGAUUUGAUAUUUAUUCACUUUUAUCCAUGCAGAAAUGCAUAUAAGUAAAAAAUUUUCAUUUUGCUGGUCUGCAUUUUGUGCAAUUUAUUUGAUAUUUCUGUGUAUGCAACUUCAGUAGUUGUCAUCCUCAGUUCAUGUGCUCUGAAAUGCACUUUACUCAAUAAAAUUGGUGUAUUUAUGUUAAAGAUUUGAGUCUUCGAAGGUUUUGUUUAUAAAAAAAUACAUUUGCUUGGUUUAAAAUUUUAUAAAAGUGUGUCGUGACUCAUGGACCAUGGGAAAAUGUGGGUCCCAGAAUGAGACCAGUUGAGAACCACUGAUGUGAAGUGUUUUUAAACAAGCAGAGCUGGAGCAAAGAUGUUGUCAAAGUUGAGUCUUUUUAAAAAUGACUUCUAUCUGUAAUACAUUUAUUCAGAAAGUUUGUUAUCUUUGUAAAAGUUGUGUUGACAGUGAAACACAACUGAACUUGUGAUUUAAAGAACAGGCUUGGAGAAAAUGUCUGUGUGUUUAAUAAAAGGUUAUAAUGACUGUGAUUGGUGGUUAUUUUUAGGUACGGUGUGACUUGAGUUUUAUUCUUUCAGAGAGGGCUCCGUCGUCUUCUGGAAUGUAGAGGACAAAGCGGUAAACAAAACUUUCUGAAAUUAAUUAAGUUUUAAAGGCGUGGCAAUAAAAAUCAUUUGCUUUCUUCAAAAAGAUGAAUUUUUUGUUGUGUUUUUACAGGUAAAAAAGGUGAUGAGAAUAUUGGAGAGACAUGAGAUCCAGCCUUAUGAAGUAGCUUUGGUUCACUGGGAAAAUGAGGAGAUCAACUACACAGUGGGGGAGUAUGUACUGCAGAUCAUGUUUUAUUACUGUUUCUUGAUUGUUUAUGUCUGUGUCAACUUUCAUUCUGGACUUUUUUCUUUUAUCAAAGUACAAAUGAAAAAAAUGAAAUCAUCAUACAUUAGAAUUUCUAUGGUAUCUAAAUCUUGAUACCAUCAGUGCUUUCUCAAGAUGUAAUUUUAUUUCCAUUCAAAUAUGCCAGUUUAAUUCUAAAAGGUAUUGACAGUUUUGUACUAUUUAAAUGGUGGUUAUAUAGAGUUUUUUAAACCCUGUUUGAUUAAGAUUGUUUUCUUCAUGAAAGCAAGAUUUAGUCUUUAAAGGGUAUUGCCCCAUAAAAUCAGCUGUGAAAUGAGGGGAGUCAUUAAGUGUGUUUCAGUCAUUAUGGGAUGUACUCUUAUUUUUUGUUAUUUAAAUCUCUCUUCUCUUAAGGGGCAAUUCAAAGCUUCAAGGUGGCAACUUUUUUCUGAGUGACCAGAUCGAUCCGUUUGAAGCUGUUCUGGAGAAAUUUGCCUUUUCAAAUGCGCUGUGUUUGUCAGGUGAGACUCCAGACUUGCAUAUAUUAGUGGCAGCUCUGUUCUCAGCCUCUUACCUGACUGUAGCUUCUCUUUUCUCUCCAACAGUGAAGCUUGCCAUAUGGGAGGUGUCGUUAGACAAUUUUGUGGAGUCCAUUCAGUUCAUUCCAGAGGUACAGUGUAGCAAUAAUGAAUAAUUGAUUAUCAGUAAUGGUUGUUUGUCAGCCUGUUAGGCAGAUUGUGCAGCAGUGCUCUUCUUAAUGUGACUGUGAUAAUCCAUUUUUGUCCCUCAGAUGUUGAAGUCUGGCAAAAGAGUUAAGUUGUCCUCAGCAGAGGUCAUGAAGAAAAUAGGGGAGCUUUACACAUUAAGGUAAACUUCUUUGUCGUUUUAUAUUCAGUUUGUAUCUGACAGGUUAAAAAAAUACUCAAACAGACACCAAAACAGUGUAAUUUACCUCCUUUCUUGGCAGACACUGUAUAAACUUGAGGUCUGACCUGCUCCUCACACCUGACUUCUACUGGGACCGAGAAAACCUGGAAAAACUCUACGAGAAAACUUGCCAGUUUCUCAGCAUCAAUCGGCGGGUCACUGUAAGUGAAGCUGACGAGACCAUGGCAGAAAUCUCAAAACUCAUACUGACACUUCAUGAUGAGAGAUGUGAUUUAUUCUGAGUAUAACCUGGUUGUGUUUUUUUAAGGUUGUGAAUGAGAAGCUGGAACAUUGCACACAGUUAACAGACUUGAUGAGGAGCCACCUGAGUGAGAAGCACAGUUUGAGGUUGGAGUGGAUGAUCGUCAUCCUCAUCACCAUUGAGGUAAGCAUCUCCUUAGAGCAUGUGGAGAACCGUCUCUUGAAAUAUUAUGGGUUCAUAGUCUCAGUAACUUAGAUAAUGUUGCAUCUCUUGCUUGUUUUCUUGCAGGUUAUGUUUGAACUUGCAAAAAUGAUUUUCUAAAAAAGCUUCAGCAACCCCUCGAUCCUAAAAGGGCGACUGAGGCUACAAAGAAAAUAUGCUGCACUACACAAAGGUACUUUUGUCUGUGAUAUGUGACUGCUUUACUUUUCUGGGAGCAACUGAAAUCAGGAAACGGACCUCAAUAGGCUUGAAUGUCUUACUGUUCCUGUGUGCUGUAAACACAUUUCAAUAAUCAUGUUUCUUUCAGUGAUUGUGGUGCAUCACUGAUUAUUAUGGCCUUUGCUGAAGCAGAUCUUUACUGUACAUUUACUGCUUACAGCUUUCUCAAAAACAAAGAUUAGCAAGAGUUUUAAAUUCUGUAAUCAGCUGUCUAUGCCUUUAUGUUUCGGGUUACCACUAUGAAUUUCAUUUUUACAUGGUGUUUGAACAUCUAUCAGUAUCUUUCAUUGUGAGGGAAACCAGGAGUCUUACCUGGUCAUGUGAAUCAAAAUCAAGCACUAUUUAUUCCGUUUCAUCCGAGUGGAAAAACUCCAAAUGUGAAUGGUGUGAAAAAGAUGCAAUAAAGUAUUUCUUUUAAAUGUUUGCUGAUUAUGUUCAGUUUUUUCAUACAGAGCAUCAACUGGUUAUACAACUACUAGUUAAGUAAAAGUCAGUCUAAAAUGAGAAUAAUGCAGAAAAUACAGGAAAAUGUAAAAUUUAAAGGCAUUAAUUUAUUCAAAAUAAAAUACAAUGUUAUGAGUGAAACUCGGAUAAUUGUACUGCAUAAUGCAAAUAUAUAAAGACGGGUUUAUUUUUGUAUUUUGUCAUUAAUUAACAUAUACACAGAUCAGAUCAGCAAGAAAUUUCCAUAAAAGUCAGUAUACAAGGAAACAAAUCCAAAAAUGGCAAACUGUCUGUUAUUACCUUAUUUCUCUCUAUCUCUCUCACCCUCACUGCACACUUUGAUCGCUCAGUCUGUGCUAUCAUGAUAUAAAUCUUGCAAGCUUAUUAGAGCUUACAUGAAAGAAAAAUGUGGCAAAAUUGCCUUGAAAUUUAAGGCUCUGAUGAUCAUAAGUAUUUCAAGGUAAGAGCAUAUGAGCAGAUGAGAUUAAAUCAAAAGUGUGCAGAUAUUUGAUGUGUCAUGCUCUCAUCAUGCGCUCAUUUUAAAACCUGUAGAAAUAUUUGCAGCUUCAAAAUGAAUGCAGCCUUUAUAAGCAUUAAAACAGCUCUUAUGUACAAGAUAAUAUACAGUCACACUAGUACACUCAGGUCCAUUUGCUGUUUUUUCCUGCAUAGAUCCCAUGAGAAAAUGUAUUUCAGUGAAAAGAUUUAACAAAUAAGAAAUGACAGAGAUUAGGUAAAGGCUGUAAUGUGCAAGUAACAGAUGUAUGCAUGAAGAAAAAUUAAGUAAUAUUACCUCUAUAAGGGUAUGUUCAACAUUUAUAAAAAUACAUUUGAAGCACAAACUGAUAACAAGACUUUAAUCUUAUUCUCUUGAACAUAGGCAGUCUACGGUUCGCAAUGUUUACAUUUAGUCAACCAGACAGUUCAGCUCAAUCUUCUUACUAGUCGCCAUCAGAAUUAAUUGCUAGUAAAACAAAUGUUUUUUUUCUAUAUUCUUACUGUAGUGGGCCUGCUAGUAAUGCUCUACUACCUGAAUGUAAACAACCACAGAUGGUAGAUGACAUCUUGUAGAGCGGUGCAGUUUGGCAGUAUUGUGAUCUAGAAAAUGGACAUCAGAUCGUAUGUUGACUGUGUCUAGUCAAACUAGCAUAUAACCACAUGACUGGAGCAAUAGCCUUACCAGCACAGGCAUAAGGGAAUCAAUCUGCAGAGAGGACUGAAGGCUUAUAGUGAUGGUAACCCAUUUGUUACGCUCAGACUCUGAGAUACCAUGUUUAGUAUCUUAGUGAUGUCUUAGUGUUCUUCAUUUGACUUGUUGGUUAGUAAGAAUUUAUUCUCCAGUGUAAAACAUUAGGAUAUCAAUUGCCUCUGAAAAUCCACAACAAAAACUUUGCACAAACAUUAAUGAUUAUUUAAAAGGCGUGGCAUGAUUAGUAUGGAAGCUGCACUAUGUCAAAAAGUCCUAAGAUCAACCAAAAGAUGCCACAGCAUUAUGAAGGUAGUUUAAUGUCAAAUCUUUAGUAUUUAUGUACAUUAGGGUGAAAAACUCAACAAAUAUAGCUGACAUUUGCAUAAUCUCUCUUGUUAAUCAUAUGCUUUAUAUAAGUAAUAAAAUAAAUCCAUAAAUAAAGGCCUUUUCCACCACAAAAUACACAUGUAUUUUUGGUUCAUACUGACGAAUAAAAGCAGCAAACUGCUGUUUCCUGAAGGUCUCUCCCAAAGUCGGUCGUCAUCUUAACGUCUUUUUGAAGAAUACAAACUUGAUUGACUUCAUUUUUGAUUGUCCAACCUUAAAGGCAAAAAACAAGAAGAGGAAUAUCAAUUAAAUUUGAUAUUUAAACAAAUGAAAAUCACGAUUUAGUACAAGAGAAAUGUGACUAAAAGAAGAGAAGCUCACCGAUCUGCGCUGCUCAAGUCCAGUGAAACUAAUCCCACUCUACUGUCGUAACGCUUCCAGCUGCGAAUUCCUGAUGUUCAAGUGCAAUAGCAAAAUCUUCACCUUCACCCUCACUUUCAUUUCCACAUGCUUCUUUUGUUUCGUACACUUCCUGUUGACUUCCUUCUUCCUCUGUCUGGACAUUGGGAGUGAUUUCGACCUCCUCUUCAAGAGCCGCUUCUUCCCCUUGCACACUCUCUGCUUUCGAGUCUAGAUGUUCCUCGACCUCUUGAAAGGACACUUCUGUUUCCUCUUGGGUAGAUAGACCCUCCUCAGCAUCCAUCCACACAUCUUGGUCAUUCUCCUCCUCUGGAUGAUGAGCAUGCUUUUUCUCCACUUUUGUUUCUUGAUCAUCUGCUUCUGACUCCACCGGUCCACUCAGCAACACUUCUUCUUGAAUGUUGUCUGUUGACUGGACACUUGAGGUUACUCGUUCUACCAUUUCUGCUUUUUCUUCUUCUACAUCUUCUACUUCUACUGUUUUGGUUGUAUGUACACCAUCAUCCAGCUGAGCAGGAUGGGUUGUGAUCACAGCUUUUUCCGUUAAAUCAAAGCUCACUUCUGGUUCUGUGAUUCCUGUGGCUUCAAGACAUGUUUCGAUCAGCUCUGACUGCUUCUGGCCUUCAGAGGCCUCCUCUGCCUGUGCAUCAGGAUCUGACACAUCUGCCUGUUUCAAGGGUGCCAUUAUGUCCACUGAUACUGUGGGUGCAUUUGCAACUUGAUCUACCAUUUCAGUUGUGCGUAUGUCGGAUUCCAAUGACACUUGUUGAGUCGGAAUCACUGGUUUCUCUUCACUCAAAGGUUCUUCUGGUUCUGUGAUCUCUGUUGCCUGAUCAUCAGCUUCAGGUGGUUCAAUUUGUGUGUGGCUCUCUGUUGGAGUUAUUUGCGCCGCAGGUUCUACAGGUUCCACUGCUUGAACUUCAUCAUUUGAAACAUCUAAUGGCGUCAAUGCUUCGGUUCUCUCAGUUAUUGGUGGAGGGGAAGCAGGAGCCUUUGAUUCUACCUCUACGGUUUUAGUUGCAUGAACAGCAAGAUCCAAGAGGAAAGGAUGAGUCAUGAUCACAGCUUUUUCUGUUGAAUCUAUGUGAGCCACUGAAUCCUCCAUUUCUGUUGGAUGAACAUUAAUCUCAAUGGGCUCGAUCUUGCUUUCAGCUCUUUGGGUGAGAUCUAUUGAUUCUACAGGUUCUGCUGCUUCUUUGGCGUUACCUUCAACCUCUGAUACAUUUCCAAGCAUCAAGUCCUCAGACUUCUCUGUUGUUGGCGGUGGGGAAGCUGGUGCUUUGGUCAUUGGUUCCUCUGUCUCAAUGUGGGAACCAACGUCCAACAGCCCUGGAUGAGUUGUCAUUGCAGCUCUUUCUGUUAAACCUGAAGGUUCCUCUGGUUCUUCAAUCUUAGCUGCCUGAUCACCAACCUCAGGUAGCUCAAUUUGUUUCUGACCUUCAGCAUUUUCCGUUGAAGUUAUUAGCUCAACAGGUUCUUGGACUUCAUCCCUUGAAACAUCUGGCAAUGUCAAGUCUUCGGCUUUCUCUAUAAUUGGAGGUGGGCUGGAAACGGCCUUUGAUUGUACCUCUAUUGUUUCAAUUGCAUGUAUGGCAACAUCCAAAAGUACAGGUUGAGUCAUGAUCACAGCUCGUUCUUCUUUAUAACUGUCUGCUAUGGAUUCCUCGCUUUCUGUUGGGUGAACAGUAACCUCAGUGGGCUCGAUCUUGCUCUCAGCUCUUUGCGUGAAAUGUAUUGGCUCUGCAGGCUCCACUGCAUCUUUGGCUUUAUCUUCUACCUCAGAAACAUCUGUCUGUGUCAACUGCUCAACCUCCUUCUCUUUCGGUUGUGGGGAACUUUCUCUUUCUGCUACUGGUGUCUCUGCUUCAACAUCCAAUACCUCAGGCCCAGUAGCAAGUAUAGUUAUAUCUGCUGGAAGAAUGUCAGUGAUAGCUUGUGCAAAUUCUACGUGUCUGUCAGCUGUUUGUGUAAGAUGUAUUGGCUUUACAGGUUCAAUUGGCUCUACUACAUCAACUCCAGCAUUUGGAACAUCGACUUGUUCCACAGAUUCAUCCUUCUCCUCUACUGGUGGUGGAGGAACAGAUUCCUUUGAUACUAGCUCUUUCGCUUCAUCUGCAUGUAUGGCUAAAUCCAAGAGCUCAGGUUGAGAUUUGAUCACCUCUCCUGCAGAUGAAACUUGGAGUGCUACUGAUUCAGAUAUUUCCGUUGACUGAUAAUUAACCUCACUCAUCUCUGUCUGUUCCUGAACUCCAACUUCAGAAACAUCCACCUCUUUCACGGGUUCAGGUCCCUCUGUUAUUGCUGACAGGGAAGCUGGUGGUUUUGUGUCUGAUUCAGCUGUUUUGAUUGUUUGGAUGCUAACAUCCAGCUGUACAGGUUGAGUUGUGAUCUCAGUGCUUUCCUGGCCCUGAGCUUGAUGUGUUGGAACUGUUGGCUCACUUGGUUUCGCUGCCUUUUCUGCUUGGACUCCAACCUCAGACACAUCUUUCUUUUUCAGUGGUUCAGUUCUGUCUGUAGUUGUCAUGGGAGGUUGUGCCUUUGCCUGACCAAAGUGGAUGUUAAGCUUGAAUUCCAAAGAAAGACUCGAAGGGGAUUCAACAUUACCCACUGAUGAAACAAUUCCUGUAUUCUGUGGGAUCACAAACCCAGUGUUGCUUGGUGUUGCAACAAGACUAUGAGAAAUUUGUGUAAUUUGUGGUGGUUCAUGGCCUUUUCUUACAUCUAUUUCCUCUGAUAAUGAUUUGAUAUCUUCGCCUGCUGCUGUUUUCAUCUCUUCAGCUUUGGUUUCCUCCAGCUUUGGAGACACUUGCUGUGCUGUUGCAGAGUCAUCACUGAUGAGAGCAGGUACCUCACCUUUACUCUCUGUCCCAUCAUCCACCUCUUUUUGAUUCUCUGUUUGGGUUGAUUCAGGUUCAGCCAACUCACACACUUCACUUACAGUAUCCUGCAGUUUUGUUACAGCAUGUUUCAAAAUGGCAACUUCUGAUUCAGAUGCUGUUUCUGGGAAUAUAUCUGGCACAUGUUGAAUAAUUUCCUGAAUGGUUGCCUUUGUUUCCUCUUCAAUGUCAUGAGUUGUUGAGAGAUUCUCCACCUUUGUAACUGUUUCAUGACAAACAUUUAUGACUUCCAUUGUUUCUGUUACUUCAACUUCUAACACUUCAAUUUUAUGAUAGUCUUCAAAUGCCCCCGAUGGGACAUGCAUCAUCUGAGCCCCACUGAAUUGUUCUGCUGUCACUGCUGAGUCAUCUCUCUCUAAUGGUACCACAGUGUUGGCUUUCUCAAACACCUCCUGAUUUGCCCCUCCGUUGAUCGGAGGUUUAGUAAUGACUGUCAUUUUCUCUGUCAAAACAUCGGGUAUUGUUGCUACGACCUCUUUGAGAUGACAUGUGACUACUUCUGCCACAACAGCAUGCUCAAGUGUGGCAGCUUUAGUCUCACUGCUAGGAUGUUCACCCUCCUUUUCCCUCUCAUCAGUGACUUGAACUUCGCUGAGGUGCAGUUCAUGUUUUGAUUCAUCAGUAAUUGCAGCAUUGUCUACAGCAGGAGCUUGGGUUAUUUCACAAAGUAAAGUCUCUCCAGGGACCUGAACAUUAUUUGAUUCCUCAAAGGAUACAUGAAGUUGUGGUAUUGUUUCUAACUCUUGUGCAACUUCAAGGGUCAAGUCUUCCUGUUCAAAUUUAACAUCUUGUAGCAUCUUCUCUGGCUUAUGACCUUCUAAUACUUCCUCAACUUGGUCCAGUUGUGCUGUAACUUCACUUUCAAUUUGAUCUGUGACAGACGAUAUGGCACUGUCAGUUUCUUUUCUGGUAACAUGUUCUGGAAGUAUAUGGCUUUCGAGUUUCUCAGCACUACCAUCCUUAGGCAUUGAUAUGCCUUCCUCAGUUUUCACGUCUUUUACAUUAUCUUCUUUAUCAGAUGGUAAUUCUUCUGUUACUUGUGUUUCUGCACCACCUAGCUCGGUACUUUCUGCGACCACAUGAACAUCAGUAGAUGCAUCAUCCUCAGCCCUGGUGUCUGUCACAGUAUCUUCUACAUCUGAUGGCAAUACUUCUGUUUUCAAAACAUGCUCAGGUUCAGAAGCUUCAGUUUGUCCUUUGUCUUGUGGUUCGCCAUGGACGUCUGUUUCCUUUUGUGGUUCAUCAAUAAUGGUCUGCACUGCUGGAAUACCCUCAGAUAUGACUUUUUCAUGGAGAAGGUUGUCUUUUUCUAAAUCCAAUGGUGGUUCUUGUUUUAUAUCUGGUUCUUGUACAUUUUCAGUUUUUGAAAUAUCCACUGGCUCGGGACCUUGUUCAGAAAGAAGUGUUGUUUCCUUACCUUCAUCAAUACCCUCUGCGACUUCAGAAACAAGGACUGUUUUCUCUAUUGAGGUUUCUUGAAUGAUCUCUUUCACGGUAGGUAGCAAAACCUCAGGUUCUUGACUAUUUUCAGUUGUGUCAGCUUCAGCUUGUAGUUUUUCUUGUGCAUUAACUUCGGUGUCCUUUUGGGGUUCUUCCACAACUGUUUCCACUACUGGAAUAUCCUCUGAUAUUUCUUUAUCAAGUGAUUUCUGCACAGUCUCUAUUUCUUCUUGUUCUUGAAUCUGAUCCAUAUGAGCAUCCACAGAUGAUGCCUCAUCAAGUUCUGGCAGGUUAGCCUCAUCUGAAUCAAUUGGUGAUUCUUGCUCUGUAUUUAAAACUUCUGUUUCAUGAAGUUCCUCAGUUUUUGAAAUAUCCACUGAUUCAGGGCUUUGUUCAGUGAGAGGUAGUGCUGGUUCCUCUGGUUCUUUAACAUACUCUGUUGUAACACCUUCCAUUUUUUCCUCUUGCUCAACAAUCAUUUCUGUGUCCUUUUGGGGUUCAUCUAUAACUGUCUCGAGUGUAGGAACAUCCUCAGAUACAGCUUUUUCAAGUGGUGACAGGCUGCUUAUCUCUGGUACUGAUUUCACUCCUUGUGCUGUAUCAGUCACUUCUGGUUCUUGUUCAUCCUCAGUUCUUUUAACAUCUUUCAACUCAGGACUUAGUUCAGUGGGAGGUACCAUCCCACUGCCCUCAGUGAUACUUUCUGAAACUACAGAAGCCUGGAUUACACCUCCCUCAGUUGAGGUUUCCUGAACAUCUUUUACAUAAGAUGGUGGUUCUUCUUGUUCUUGAAUGUUCUCUGUUUUUAGAUCUUCAACCUUCACUUCAGUUGCUGGAUGCGGUUCCUCUGUAACGGGUUUUUCUAGAAGGUUGGCGGCUGAAUCUGAUGGCGAUGCCUCUGCUGUUUUUACAUCUGGUACCUGAACCUGUUCUGUUGUGGAGAUCAUUGGCUCAGGACUUCCCUCAAUAACAGGUGUUCUUGCACUUUCCAAAUCAAUACCGUCUUUGACUUCAGGCAUUGGGACUGAAGUACCUUCUUCCAUCAAUGCUUCCUUUACAGCAUCUUCAACAACAGACUGCAACACUUCUGGCUCUUGGACAUUCUCACUAUCAAUGUCUUCAACUUGUAUUUUUUCUUGUUGUUCAACUGUCACUUUAGUUUCUUCCAUGGAUUCCUCCGUAACUGUCUCCUCUACUGUGAUACCCUCAGAGAUUACCCUUUCAAGUGGUAGCAGGCCAUCCCCCUUAAAAGCCAGUGGUGAUCCUUGUAUCUUAUCUGGUCCUUGUCCAUCCUCAGCUUUUAAAUCCUUCACUGGUUCAGUACCUAGCUCAGUAAGAGGUAAUGUUGCACUGCCACCUUCAAUGGAUUCUGUAACUACAGGCACAUCUGUUGUUGCACCUUCUACACACAAGUUUUCCUGAACAGUUUCACCUUGUGGUUUCUCUUGUGCAUCACCCUUGAACUCUGUUUCCUCUUGGGGUCCAUCUGUGACUGCUUCCACUUCAUGUAUAUCCUCGAAUAUUUUUUCUUGUACAUGGAUCUGCUCGGAUGUGGGUAGAUCCACUGGCUCAAGACUUUCAGCAAGAGGAGUUGUUGCAUCAAUUUCCUCAAAACUCUCUGUGACUUCAGGCAUGGGGGUGCGUUCCUCCAUCACAAUCAAUGUUUCACCCACAGCAUCUUUUACAACAGAUGGCAACACUUGUGGUUCCUGAACAUUUUCAGUUCUGACAUCUGCAACUUGUAAAUUUUGUUGUGGCUCUUCCAUUUCUUGUUGGGUUUCCCCAAUAAUGAAUGGUGAUGCCUGCCCUGUCUGUAGAUCUUCUGGUUCUUUAACCUGUUCAUUUGUGAGCAAAUCCAUUGACUCAAGACUCCCCUGAGUGAGAGGUACAGUUUCAGUACCUCCUUCAACACUUUCUGUGCCCGCAGGAACAUCAAUAGAUGCAUCCUCCUCAGCUGGAAUGUCCUUUGCUGUAUCUCCUGUAUCAAGUGAUGGUGGUUCUUCAACAUAUCCAGAGACAACUUCUCCCACUUGUAGUGUCUCUUCCUGCUCUAUUCUGUCCAAUGGUUGUAAUGUCUGUAGUUCUUGUUCUUGUAUACCCUCUGUUUCAGGAGUGUCUACUUGCUCAAGAGUAUCCUCACUGAGAGGUAUUGGUGUUAUACCUCCAUCAACACUUUCAGGAAUUUCAUGCUUAUCUGUAAAUAUGUCUUCCUCAGUUUUGGCUUCCAUCCCUGCUUCUUCUACAUUAGAUGGUAAUACUUCUGGUUCUUGAUCAUCAGCAGUCUCUUCAGCUUUGUCCAACAGAUUGUCAUCUGGCUGAACACCUUCUUCUGGUUCUUGUUUAGGUUCAUCUGUAGCUUUUUCCAACUCAAGCAUACCCUCAGGUUUCACUUCCUCUGGCGAAAGAAGGUUGUCUACCUUUGAAUCUGAAGACGCUUGUGCUGUGUCCACCACUUCUGGUUCUUCAACAUAUUCAGAUGUGGAAGCAUACAGCAGCUCAAAACUGUCGUCAGCAAGAGGUAAAGUUUCCUCUUUGAGUUCAUCUGUGACUGUUUCUGCAACUGAAGCGUCCUCCGGUUUUACUUCCAAUUCAAGUGAUGGUGCACUGCCAUCCUCUAAAGUUGGAGUUGCUGGAACAACUUCCAAUACUUCUGGCUCUUGAACAUGCUCAUCUUUAAAAGCGUCCAGUUGUGUUUCUAUGUUUUCUGGCUCAUCGCUUGCUUCUGUGAAAAUCUCCUCUGUCUCUUUGGGUUUUUCUGUAAUUAUUUCUGCCGAUAUUCCUUCCUGUUGUGACGGGUACUCACUGUCCUCUAAAUUUAAUUUUGCAGCUUCUGUCUCCGAUUCAUGUACUUUUUCUGUCUCCCUUUGGGCUUCACUUUGAGGCUCUGUAAAAACCAUUUGCAUUUGUGCGUCAACUUCUGAACUUUCAUCCAGGACAUCUUCUCCAUACACAGGUGCUGCACUUGCACUUUCCUCCUUUACAAAUGAUCUGAAUAUUUGAUGAAGAACAGAUCCAACAAUACUUUCAGACUUUGGAGUAGUUGAGCAAAUUGGGACUGCCUUUGGAGCCUCGCUGAUGUUUUCAACCACCUGGUGCAGGAGGGCAUCUGUUUCCAUGACCUCAUAUUCAGCUGGGACUGGUGUUGUGUUGCCUGAUGUUUUUGAAGACUCUGUAGAUAACUGAGAAACUGCAGAGAUCAUCUCAGUCUCAUCUGCCAGAGUGGUUACCGAGGCAGGCUCAGGUGCAGUAAAAGCCUCCGAUGUGAUCUCUAUCAAGUCCUCUGCAAUGGUGUCAUCUUUGCCUGCCUCAUCGUUGGCUGAAGCUGGAGUAGGGAUGGUCUCUGUAAUGAUGCCCUCUUCUGUAAUGUCACUGAGUUGUUGAUGUUUACUAACUAAUUCUGAAACCUCCUCCUCAUCUUCAGUUUUUGCAGGGUUUGUUGCUGCCAGAUUUUCAGCAUCCUUUGCUUCAUUUUGUGGACCAUCACAAGGUAGGGCUGGUUCAGGUGUGUGUUGAAGGAGGUCUUGUGGGAUUUUAUGGUCUGAUUCCUCCAGUAUGCGACUCUCUAUAUCUACCUGUGUUUGAAUUUGCACCACAGACUCAGGUAUAUCAAACUCAGAUAAUGGAACCACAGCUGGUGUCUCAGAGUCUUCAUCACCUGAAGGCACAUCCUUAUCAGCCUCAUCUGAAGAUACUUGGUCUUGCUUUUCAGGAGACCUUCUCUUUUUGCGACCAGGUAGGAGUUUCUUUAUUGAAAAAGAGGACUCAUCUUGCGAUAGCUCACCAUCAGACUGCACAACAUCUUUGCUCUCGUCUUCAUCUUUGGCUUUUCUUUUGGGAGUGACAAGUCUUUUAAAUGUUAUCCAUGUUGAUUGUCCAUCACUUUCUGUGCGAUGUACUCUGGGGGAAGACACCAAAGUGCCAUUCUUUCUCUCAUUGGAACUUUCGUGGGGUGACUCCACACCAUGUUUUGAAGUAGGGUCUUGCUUAUUGUCAUUAUCAACUUGAGGUGUUUCAUCCUCAGAGUCAGAUGUUUUUCGGCUUCUUUUCUUCCCAGAUCCACACAAAACGGCUUCCCACGAAACAGACGAGUCUUUUCUUUUCCUGUCUUCUUCUGUACUGCGGUCCGAAAUGUGCUCUCCUUCGCUUUGUUUAGGCUUUUCUGCUGUUGCUUGGAUGUCCGCCUCUUUGUUGCUCAAAGAUGGUGUCCUUCUUCGCUUUUUAGGUGUUAGAAGCUUUUUGAAGGAAGUCCACGCGCUAUCCUCCUCUUCUGGUACUUCUGAGGACGGCUGUGUGGAUCCAUCUUCUUUAUGAUUCUCAGCUGACUCUGUGGAUGACAUGAGCUGAUCCGCAGCUUGUUCUCCCGAGUCCGACAACCUUGAUUCACUUGACCUCCUGCUUCUUGGCCUUUUGGAGAGUUUCUUAAAGCUAGAUCCUGACAGUAACCUUCUGAGAGGGCUUGAUGGAACUUUUUCCUUCUCUUGAUUGUCCAGAGCUUCAUGAGUUGAUAGGUCUUCCACUGGUGGUUUCCCUUCAUCGGUUGUUUCAGUGGAUGUUGGGGAAAGGACCUCCUGCUGGAGUUCAUUUUCUUUAUCUUCUGUGUCAACCACAGCUGCCUCAAUACCCGGAUCAAUUUGCACUUUAUCAAGUUGUUGGAUCUGUUCACUUUCUUCUAACACCUCCACAGCUCCUUUUGUUCCCAUGUCAACCAUCUCUUUCUCAUUUGUUUCUUCUUCUGCGGGUCUUCUUUUCUUCCGUAGUCCAGAAAAGAUUCCAGUUGUGAAAAAUUUCUUUAUUGGAGAUACGACUUCCUCUUGUCCAGACGUGGUUUGCAGCUCUUCCUCAGGUGUGGCCUCCUGAUGUUGUUCCUCCUCUGCAGGCGAAGUUAUUGGUGGAUCGGCAUUGUCUGAUUCACCAUCCUCUUUGGCUUCUGUUGCUUUUUCUUCCGCAUUUUCUACAACCUCCUCCGGUGAAAUGUCUGUCAGUGUAGGACAUGUAGUGGAAUCAUUGUCAUUAGUUACCUGUGCAGUGUUUACAUCAGUAUUCUGUUCAGCACUCUCACAUGUAGGUUCAUUUACAACAACGUCAAGGGGUUCUUCUGCUCCUGGUUCCUCCCUGUUGGUCCCUGUUGGUUCCUCCCUGUUGGUCUCAUCAGGCGACUCUCUGAGGAGGUCACUCGAGCCCCUCUUUAUCGACAAUCUCAAACCGAUGUUGCUGAAAAACUUCCGAAAACCAUCGUUAAUGUCAUUCUUUUUUGCAUCUAUUUCGAUCAUAUCCAGCGGUACAUCUUGAGCAACAUCAACUCCAUUUGAGGAUUCCUUUUCAUUCCUUUCAACAUGUUUUGGUGCUUGUUCCUCCUCCUCUUCUUCUUCAAGUGGGAUUUCUGUUUCUAAAAUGUCACCAUCUUGUGAAAGGACAGCUAAACCAGAAAAGUAAUGAACAUUAAAACAUUUUAAUCGCAAAAAAAUGACAGAUGAAAGUUGAAUUCUGAAUUAUUGUGUUUCUGAACAAAUGUUGCCGACCCUAAUUCUCAAUAGACAGUUUUAUGAGUACCCACCGUCUGUCGCGACCUCAUCCUCACAGUGACCAUUUACUCCUGCUAUUGAGAUGCCUGCUUUUUCGUUGAUCUCAGAGAUUUGCACAAUGUUUUUCAAAGGCUGAAAAAAAGCACAAAAAUUCAAAUCCUCAAUGUCACUUUGCUCCGAACAAAAAUCGAAUCAAAACUCAAAUCAAAUGUAACCAUUACUCAACUUCUGUCAGCCCCUUUUCAAAAACAUUUCCCAAUUUUUAACAGUACUUUCACAAGAACUUUGACGCUAAUAUGAAAGGGAAAAACCAUUUGCUUGUGAGCUUAUAGCUGGGAAACAAUAAGAUAAAUCCAUAAGACCUUUCAGGCCACUCAAUGGUGGCAAACAAAUAGACUAAAUCUUGAAAUAAUUGGGCUCCAAAGCCCAAAAGUUUCCGUAAAAACAGUCUGAUACCUUGGGGUUGAUGUGAUGAUAGUCUUACAGGUUUACAACCGUAAUUAACCCAGUUUUAAAUCCUUGAGCCAGAUUAUCCAGAAAAGACUGAGCAGGAAAAGAGAAACACACGCACCACAACUGCUGUGGAGUAACUUUACAACCAUAAACACAUCCAUAAGGUUCAAAACUUACAGCAAGAUCUACUAUUUUUUUACCAUUUGAGGUGACACCAAGGAGUUUCGCAAUCUCUUAGGCGUAUUAUCAUGUCAUCAUUCAGCCACAGAUCUUGUGGUUGCUUAUAGCUGCUUUUUCGUGCAAGAUAACCCAGCCUAGUGAGUUGACUUUUUAAGUGACCAAACUAUUAGCAAAUGCAGAAGAAAAACAGUUAUCUGCAUACUGAAGGAGGAAGAAGUGGUCUGUAAUUUGAUCAAAGAUAUCUGCGAGCUGAUUUUUCUGUACCCGCUGUUUAACAUGAUCACACCUUUUCCAUAGCAUGGUCUGUGUGAACAGUCAUCACUUUGUUUUCAGUCAUCCAGAACCAAAACGCUUGACGGCACUUUAAUGGAUGGUACCAUAAAUAAUCACAGUAUCAAAACAGAAACAGUUUUAUACUCAAAAUAAAAGUUUUUAUUCAUGACAAAGACAAAUAAACUCAUCAAAGCUCCUGUUUUGAUUUUGGCACUCCCUGUGGACACAACGCCAUAUGACACGGUUGUGUUUUUCUGAUCAAAAAUCGCAUCCUAAAAAUGUAAGUUUCAAUCUAAGAGAAAGGCCUCACAGCAAAAAAUGUUAACAUUAUAAAAAAUUUCAGUCUUGCUUGCGAUCUUGUUUAUUUCUGUGGGCACUUAAGAGGUACCAUUAUCAGUUUUAUUACCCCAACAAGAUAAAAGCUCUUCACAUUAGUUUUAAAGACUUAACUUUAAAUAAAACUUUUUGAGAAAAACUUUUUAGUAGUGUUUUUGAUAAAACUAGAUGUAUUUGAAACAAGAGGUACUCUUACAAAUGUGGCAGAAACAGAAACUUACUCCUCCUAUAUCAAAACAUUGACUCAGUUCUAUGAGUGGUUAGAAAAUGAAAUAUUCAGUUAUUCUCAUUCUCACAGUACAGUGCUGUGUAAUUGACUUCCUGCUCAGUAUGACACAGUGAUCAUGUUGUACACAAAUAAUCAAUGUUUCCCUCUGCUGAGUGCAGCUAUGAGGAAAUUCCAUCUCCCCCCUGGGCUUUAGGUUUCUCUGAGAAUGAAAGGUCAUUAUUCCUCCUCUCUUCUUCAUUUUUUUUCACCUAUAGCUACAGUAAAUGCAAACCAAUGCAGUAUCAGUGAAACAUGGUCUUCAUAAUGGCACAGCAGCUCUUGUCAGACUAGACUAAGCAAAAGUUAGUAACCAUGGUGACAUUUUCUGGAUACUUGGAGUUAAAAAUGUAUGUAAUCCCUUUGUUUAUAACCUGGACUUGGGUUUUUAUCUUGGGGUUAAUGCAUGCGUUGGCAAGCAGCUCCUGCAAUGUCCUGACAGAAAACCCAGCCUCAGCAGUUUUAUUAACACACAACCACAGCCUGUGUUUUAUUAUGUUAAAGCAGCAUCUAUGUAGGAGUAUGUUAAUGUUAUAGCUGAAGCACCCUCAAUGCGCUAAAGCUGAUGAAGUUUGUCUCUGGGAGUUUGAUGCGCAGCAUGUCAACAAACUGGAUGGAAAAUCUCAAUGUUACCUUGUCUCCAGUGCUGUGCUCAGCCUGAGCAUCAUCCACUUUUCCGCUCUCCUCCUCAGCAGCAGCCUCAUCCUUCUUGCCCUCUCGUUGCGCAGACUGAGCGUCCCCCAUAACCGGAGCUGCAACGCGUCACUCUCCGAAAUGAACUGAUGGAAAUAUCCCAAAUGGAGCACCGCGAGAGAAGCAGGGGGACGGUCAGCCUUCAAGUGCUGCAGGCUGGGUGUUGUUAAAAGUCUUGUUUAGCCCAAACGCCUCCCUGCAGGAUCACAUGAAGCCUAUGAGCCGAGCCUGGUCCGGCCCGGCUCGGCCCGCCCCCCUCCCCUCUCCUCGCUGCAUCAAAAAAAAAUCUGCAGAGGAUUCAGAGGGUGCCUUCAGGUGACUGAUGACUGAAGCAUUUGUCCGAAAAACAAGCAUGCAGAGCUGUGCCUACAUGAACAUAUAAGUUACAGUACCGUGAAAUACCGAGUAUGUUAAAGGUGUAAAAACGGUAUCUUCAUGGGAAACAGAUGAAGUGAGUUCAGAGGGGAAAAGGUGAGUUUGUUUCUGGUGUUUUUCACUUUUAUUUCACUUUUUUUUAAAUGUACAAUAACACACAUUAACACUCAGAUAACAUAGAAUUUAAAGUUUUAUCCAGAACUUAAAAGUCCAAAAGAAAACUGCACUGGACAAUAAGGACAGACUGUGUCGACUGCUUUUAAAGUUUGGUAUAAGCUUUAGAGGUUUUAAUUUACCUAAAACCUAAAGCUACUGUAAGGAAUUCCAAAAAAGUGAUGAGAGAGAGAGAAAUUCACAUUUCAUGGGAAACAGAUUUUUUUUAUUUUUAUUUUUUUUAUUUAACAACAAAACAGAGUGACAACAACAACAACAAAAUUUAAAUAAACAAUUAACAAAAAUACUUUUGGGAGGGGAGGGGGAAAGAAUAUAUAUAAUAGAGAAUAAAAAAACAAAAAAUAAAAUAAAAUAAAAAUCUUAAUUGGAUCACAUUUUUAUUUCACUUUUUAGAAAUGUACAGUAACACACUUAAAUACUCAGAUAACAUAGACUGUGAAGUUGUCUGAGUGAAAUUUAAAAAGUUUUAUCAUCUAGAAGUUUAAAGAAAACUUCACUGGACAGUAAGGACAGACUUUCAAAGUUUGGCUUCACUUCUUUCUGUUUUGCACAUUAAACUGGACAACAUCUACAAGCUUUAAAGGUUUUAAUUUACAUAAAACUUAAAGCUACUAUAAGGAAUUCCCAAAAAGCUGUGUGAGAGAGAGAGAGAGAUUCACAUUUAUGCCUUUGUACGACCGACAAAACAAACAUGUAUUUAUUUAUUAGAUCAACCACACCUGAGAUGCAAAGCUGUGCAAAAUUCUCCCCCAACCUACAGCUGUUGCUGUGCUGGAAAUGCAGUCUGAACUCUGAGUGGACCCAGCAUAAGGCAAAGAAGGCGGAGCUGAAGUGAGACUUGAGUCUGCCAGCUAACAGUGACAAAUUUAGACUAACACAGAUCACAUUUACUUCUCCUCUGUUUUACUUCUACUUUUCUUUGAAAAGCGGCCUUUGCUAAACAAAUGGAAGUAUUAGGUGUCAUCCAGGAAAGGGUAAUUAAUUUAGUCACAGUUUAAGACUUUGUAGAAGAAAAUACUGUUUCAGCAGCUGGUUUCCAAUAGAAACUUAUAUUUAGUGACAACCAAAUGAUUUCACACAAACUACUAAUGCUAACUCAAUUACAACAGGAAUGCAGUCACUCCUUCUCUCUAAUAUCUUUAUUCUUCUUCAAUAGGUAGGUAGGUCCUUUCUAUUGUAUUGUUUUAGGUUAUUUUAGGACACUUUGUGACUCAGGAAAUUGAGCCUGAUUUAAUUUCACUCAGCAUUAGAAAGCAUGCUCUGUGCAUCAGGACGUAUCAUGUUCCCGAUAACCCCGCUGAAAGUAAUAAUGAGUGCUGAGAUGAUUCAGACCCUUUAUCUGGAGUCUCUAAGGAUUCAGAGCUGGAUUUACCCGACAA
Xyrichtys novacula (pearly razorfish) is the source of this 20452-nucleotide messenger RNA. NCBI's taxonomy places the organism in Eukaryota, Metazoa, Chordata, Actinopteri, Labriformes, Labridae. The record is from the annotation of a GenBank genome assembly.